Periophthalmus magnuspinnatus is the source of this 1383-nucleotide messenger RNA. It is a transcript of the gene tpgs2, whose product is annotated as tubulin polyglutamylase complex subunit 2. Bases 83 to 937 code for a protein of 284 amino acids. Gene Ontology annotation, biological process: protein polyglutamylation. The transcript has 7 exons. The record is from RefSeq and is a predicted model, not a curated record. NCBI's taxonomy places the organism in Eukaryota, Metazoa, Chordata, Actinopteri, Gobiiformes, Gobiidae.
UCCGUUGUUUAUAUGCGGCUGUAACAGGAGGAGAGGAUGCUACUGUCUGAAAAACUGUAAUUUUUUAAACAAAUUCUUCAAAAUGGACGAAGUAAAAGAUAAUUUGGCUUCCAAAGGAGUCGCGGAAAGGUUGACUCUAGGGAUUAUACGGAUUCUCGAAAACAUGCCGGGCGUAGCUGAUGUGCGCUUUGCAGAAAGAGAACCAGCGGAGAAGCGAAGUCUGCUGUCCUGGGAGCAAAAAAGGGCGUGUAUUUUGCCUGAAGAUCUGCGGGAUUUCUACCUCACUACAGACGGAUUCACACUGAACUGGAAUGUCAAAUUAGACAAUGAGAGCGUUCCUCUGGGCUGUAUGAAGCUGAACAGUGUCUCUCGCCUGUCUCCUCUGAUGCCACCUGUGUCUCUGUUCUCACUCCCCAACGCGCCCUCCCUCUGUGACCUGGACUGGGACGAGAAGGAACCGGGCUCAGCUUGGUCUCCAGCUCCUCCGCAUUUUGAUUCUCGCAGUCGGAUUUUUGAGCUGGAUUCUUGUGGAGGAAACGGAAAAGUCUGUUUGGUCUACAAGAACUGCACUCCAGGUGUAGUGGCUCAGAGCAGUGAAGUCUGGUUCUUGGACCGGUCUCUGGGCUGGCACUUCCUCACCUCCUCAUUCACCUCCUACUACAGACUGAUGAUCACUCACCUGGGCCUUCCUGAGUGGCAUUACAACUUUACCCCCUAUGGACCCUCCCCCCAGGCCAAGCAGUGGGCAUCAUUGUAUCAGCCCCUGACCUUCGCUGAUCCCCAGGACCCGAUCUCCGACCCCCCGCUGAACCACUUGGACCCGAGUCGAGCCUUCAAAGCCAAGACCAAGACUCCCCCAAAGAAGAAACCCUCAGGCCAGGGAGGGGGAGGGGCAGGGAGGGCUGGAGCAGGGAGGGGAGGGGGAGUGAGGAGGUGAGAGAGGAGGGGGGAGUCUGGUGUAGAUCUGGUUUAGACCCAGUUAAAUGCUGGUUUAGUCAUGGUUUAGACCCAGUGUAGACCUGGAUUAGUCCUGGAUUAGUCCUGGAUUAGUCCUGGAUUAGUCCUGGAUUAGUCCUGGAUUAGUCCUGGAUUAGUCCUGGAUUAGUCCUGGAUUAGACCUGGGUUGGACCUAGUUUAUACUGGGUUUAGACUUGUGUUAGACCUGGUUUAGUCCUAAUUUAGAUCUGGUAUAAUCUUGGUUUAGACCUGGGUUAGACUCAGCGUUCAUUCAAAAGUAUUCUGACUCCAUAUAAAUGUAUUAUCAAUGUUGUUUUUGGCUAAUGCUUCUCUAUGAGCUACAGGCUUUUGCACUGCUGCCUAAAACAUAAGGGAUCUCCAUAGUAACAAAUCAUUUUUUGCACUUUUGUCUUGGUAAUUCAUGUU